Molecule: messenger RNA, 567 nt
Organism: Cantharellus anzutake
Lineage: Eukaryota; Fungi; Basidiomycota; Agaricomycetes; Cantharellales; Hydnaceae
Exons: 3
Coding region: 1-468 (155 amino acids)
Source: RefSeq, a predicted model, not a curated record
AUGCGAAAACUAGGCGAAUAUCAGAUGGAAUGGUUCCAAGGAUGGACCAACUCCCCCUGUAACACAUCUGAGGCUGAAUUCGGGCAAACUUCUCUACCUGAAUGGCGUCGUGGAGGGCCAACGAGUGAGAGCAAUGGCGGCAACAACCGAGCCGUAAACUUGGGUGCCAUCACCACUGCCGUGCUUAACCACAGUGGUCAUGCCCAAGUGUACUGGCAUCUCCGUGGACUAUUCGAUCCUACUGGGGCUUCCACAUUCAGCGAGAACCAAGGCAAUCCCUUUUCAAUAAUAGAUUACGUCCCAGUGAGGCGUUGGGGUGGGGCCAGGGCACAUGACUACGGAGGCAGCGGCAGAAUAACCAAGAGGCCCGUCCGCAAGGCACCUGGGAAUGGGAACGUUAGACUAAAAGAGAGCGUGCUACGCCUCCUAGCUUGGAUACCAAACCACGGGAAGGCUAAGAAAAUUUAGACAAAAGCGGACCAGCGACACACUAUUAUAGGAUCUCGCAUGGUCAUGAACUCGUGGACGUGCGGGUGCUGUGGUAAAAGCCUAGUUUACGCGAUACAU